AUGUGCACCUUCUCCAAAUUCCGGAUCAAAUCCACCCUAACCCUGGCCCCUUUCUUCCUCCACGCGCCGGACACGUCCGUCCGCGUGCCGGACAGAUUUUCUGCCGCCGCUCGCAGCCAGUGGCUAGGCGCCACAUGGCAGCCGCCGUCGCCACCGACCGCAGGCCCGCCGAGGCCCGAGCCGCCGCCGCCCCGCGCGCGCCUCCUCCUCCAGCGCUCCCGCACGCCGCCCUCAUCCUCCCGUCGGCGAGCGCCGCCCGAGCGCGUCCCCGCCGGCCGGCCAACCGCGCCGCCGCCCGUCUCCGCCCGUCCGCCCGCGUCCGUCGCCGGCGCGCGCCUCGCCGACGACCGCGCCGCCGCGCCCGUCCCCGCGCCACUCCGGCCGCGUCCCCGCCGGCGCCUCCUCCUCCUUCCUCGCCCGAAACUCCGGCGAGCCGCUGCCUCGGCGUCCGUGCGCCCCGAUCCAGAUCCACCGCACGGUUGA
Aegilops tauschii subsp. strangulata is the source of this 483-nucleotide messenger RNA. The record is from RefSeq and is a predicted model, not a curated record. Lineage: Eukaryota; Viridiplantae; Streptophyta; Magnoliopsida; Poales; Poaceae.